UCGACUAAUUUGAGGGGGGUUUCACUUCGCCUUAACCCUUUUCAGAGCUAUGGACCCGUUCAGUGCGUACACGCAACAUCCGACCAUAAGGCCGGACGUUUGGUCGAAUAUUGCUUGUACGCCCUGACGAAAUUCGACCAUACGCCAAAAGAGCUUACCGCUGAAGCGGGUAAACAGUGCCGGAAGUCGGGCAAAGGUUUCGAGGGCCCUAAUCGGGCCCCAUGAUUCGGGCCUUUUCCGAGUUUAGCAACGUGGCCCGAUUUCGUCGAGGCGUGUCGCAAGCUAUUGUGUGUCGCCGAUCAAAGGACCUUUCUUCGGCCUGGACCCUCAAAGAGAACGUUUACUUUUGCUAUUAUCGCUUACGGUCGAUCGAUCUGUCGCACUUUUUAGCGGAGCCUCUUUGCAAAUCCGCGCAACAAUGGCCGUUGUUCAAUCGGGGUCACCUGUUGUCCGAUAUAACGAGAGCAGUUCCCGCAAAUCCUUCCUGUCGCGGCGAAACCCCCUCGUGGAAUAAAAAUAAACAAAUAAAAUAAUAAUAGGUCGAGGGAAAGUUUUUUUCUUUAUUAUUUAAGUGUCAACGAUUCAAUGAGAGAGAGAGUAACGCACCGAUACUGACGAAAACGUCCGAACUAAUCUUCUUGAUACUGACCUACAAAGAUGACCAAGAAUCGCGAUUAAUUAUAAAAGUAAUUGAAUUAACUUUUCAUUAUAAUCCUUUAUGCAAUGUGCAAUUACCCUACCGUGAUAUGAGAUGUCGCUUUCAAAAAGCUAACCGAGCAUAAAAGAAGUAAAUUUGUAGUGAAACUUCUUUUUUUACUAUUAAGCGACAACAAUUAACUCAUAGAAUUACACAACGAUUCUAACGAGUAUGCCUACAUAAGUUUUUGUAAUAUAACACAAGAAGUUUAAUAUAAACAGUAUUAAAUACCCAAAAGGGGGAAUAAAAUUACAGGUUUCACAAUUCGUUUCACCCCCGUUUCGAAGCUUGCGAACUUUACACUAUCGCGAUAUAAAAAGCGUGGCUUGCAAAAAAUCCUCUAAUCAAAAAACAGCUGGAAGUAAAAUCUCUCCUUUCAUGAUUAAUUAUGAAUAAUUAAGUACCUCACUCUUCAUUAAAUUACCGUUUCUAAACAUACAACGUAAGAAGUAUCGCGUAAAAAGAUCGCCUCAUAAAAAAAAAGAACUAAACUGGAAAUGAAGUUCCUCUUUUCUUAUUAAGUAUCGACAAUUGAAUGUCUCACUUUCCAUUGCACUUCCGUUUCUUAACGUAUAAACUUCAAUUAUCGCGGCUCAAGAGAUGUCCUCUCCAAAACUCGUGGCAGGUAAAUUAAAACGAAACGAAGGAGGGAAUGAAAAAAUCUAAGAUUAAUAUAAACAAUAUUAAAUACACAAAAGGUAGAAUAAAAUUACAAGUUUCACAUUUCGUUUCACCCCCGUUUCGAAGCUUGCGAACUUUACACUAUCGCGAUAUAAAAAGCGUGGCUUGCAAAAAAUCCUCUAAUAAAAAAACAACUGGAAGUAAAAUCUCUCCUUUCAUGAUUGAUUAUGAAUAAUUAAGUACCUCAAUGUUCAUUAAAUUACCGUUUCUAAACAUACAACGUAAGAAGUAUCGCAUAAAAAAAUCCUCUAAUAAAAAAAAGGUGGAAUUAGAACCUCUCCUUUCAUGAUUAAUUAUGAAUAAUUGAAUACCUCACUGUUCAUUAAAUUCCCGUUUCUAAACAUACAACGUAACAAGUAUCGCGUAAAAAAAUCGCCUCAUAAAAAAAAAAAGAACUAAACUGGAAGUGAAGCUCCUCUUUCUUAUUAAGUACCGACAAUUGAAUGUCUCACUUUCCAUUGCAUUUCCGUUUCUUAACGUACAAACUUCAAUUAUCGCGACUCAAGAGAUGUCCUCUCCGAAACUCGUGGCGGAUAAAUUAAAGCGAAACGAAGGAGGGAAUGAGAAAAAAAAAAUCGAAAACAAAAUCCGCGCCGUUUGACGUAAUACCGAGGAACGCCUCGGAGAUUCCGCCGCGGCGGAAUGCGGAUAGGACGCGUGACGUCCCCGCGCCGCGUUUUCGGCCGUGAAUCAGCCAGGAUUUACCCGGGCCGGUAAUUAUGCGGCUCGGAGGCGCCGCGAAAUCUUCCGCCGCGUGAGUUAUCAUUUUUUAAAUCCCCCGUUCGCGCAUUCCGGGCCCCAAGAAUACCUUUAACAGGAGGCCUCAGGUCCAAGUCGCACUAGUCGGUCGAGAAACAUCAGGACACCGCUUCGCGGUAUCAAUUGACAAAAGUCAAUCGAGGAUAUGAAGUAAACGAGAGUGCGCGAACAGUUUUGAUAACACUUGUUUGGCGAUCAUCUCUUGACACUGCGCAAAUUUGACAAAACUUGACAAAAGUCAAUCGAGGGUAUAAAGUAAACGUGAGUGCACGAACAGUUUGAUAACACUUGUUUCGUGAUAAUUUCUCGACAUUGCGCAAAUUUGACAAAACUUGACAAAAGUCAAUCGAGGGUAUGAAGUAAACGAGAGUGCGCGAACAGUUUGAUAACACUUGUUUGGCGAUCAUCUCUCGACAUUGCGCAAAUUUGAUAAAACUUGACAUAAAUCAAUCGAGGGUAUGAAGUAAACGAAAGUGCGCGAACAGUUUGACAGCACUUGUUUGGCGAUAAUUUCCCGACAUUGCGCAAAUUUGACAAAACUUGACACAAGUCAAUCGAGAGUAUAAAGUAAACGAGAGUGCGCGAACAGUUUGAUAACACUUGUUUGGCGAUCAUCUCUCGACAUUGCGCAAAUUUGACAAAACUUGACAAAAGUCAAACGAGGGUAUGAAGUAAACGUGAGUGCGCGAACAGUUUGAUAACACCUGUUUGGCGAUAAAUUCCCAAUAUGACGGAAAUUUGACAAAACUUCCUCAACAAAUCUGACAAGAGGAACCGAAGCGAGGAGUCCCACGUGGGCGCAGAGAGUGACCCAGGUCACGGUCGGGGUCGAGGCCGCGAAAAUCCCCCCCACUUGUUUCUCCCCCCCGUUUCAUCUGCGAUGCUGCGAAACAUGAGUCUUGUGUGAGGCCAUAAAUGGAGCGUUGAUCGCCGUUGAAGAAAGCGAGGGUGGAGGAGGAAGAGUACGAAGAUGGCUCUGAACCCACGAGGGUUCCUGCUGCUCCUGACCACGAUAUGGACAACCACCGCCCUCGUCACCGCGACGAGUCCCCAGGAAACAAGCCCGUCCAGGAAGGUCGACAUCUCGGACACCUCGAACUCCAUCCGGCCACCGCGAUCCCUGACCAUCCCCAACGCGGCCUUGAACUCAGUGCCAGGUGGCGUUGACCGAAAGGUCACCCACCAGCUAGUAGGGGGUCACCUGCGGAUCACGGAAGAGUCAAGAGUACCCGAGGACCUGGUGGCCUCCUCUGCAGGGAGCGGACGCGAGCGAAAGCCUCCCAAAACCGAGGGCGACGACGAGGACGAGAAAAAGACGCUCUCGCAGCAGGUGAAGGAGGGAAAGUACGGUCUGAUCCAGAACGAGAUCCACCGGGAUCGCCCUGAGCGACCAGGGAUCAUCAGCUACCUGGGGAAUCCGGAAGUGCCCAGAGACACCGCGCGCACCCUGGGCGGCCUGGACGAGGAGGAGAUCUGGCUGGCAGAGAACCACGUCCUAGUGCUGCGAGGAGGGAGGUUUCCUGAGCGCGAAUCGAGCCAGGGUGGGGCCCAGGAAUGGGGCCCGAUCGACGACUACGAGGCCCCCAGGAGGCCGGUCAAGAUCCCGAAGCGACCGCAGGUACCGCCCCCGUUCCCGGUGCAACUCGAGGAAGGGGGGCCGGUGCGAGUCCUGGGGAAAAACGGAAGCGAGACCAGAAACGACACCCUGGAGGGGGUCACCUCUCCUCCGAGGAAGGGGUUCCUCCCGGGGCAGGGGCCGUUUUUCGCCGACGUGGGAGGCCCGUCUCCGGGGCGCGUCGAGGGGACCCCGGCUACAGGGAAGAACACGACCCGGCCGCCACUAGGAGUCCCGGGACCUUUCUUCCCGGCGCUGCCUCCCGGGGCCGUAUUCGUGCCUCCUCCUGGGAACCACUCGGACCACGAAGACGAGGACCAGUCCCUUUACUACCCUCCACCGUACAGCUUCCGGUACGAGCAGGGAAACUCGACGGAAGUGCCCCCGGGUCCCCUGGUUCCUGGCAUCAUCCUGCCCCCGCCUCCUGACUUCUUCUUGGGGGAGGAGGAGGAGGAUGAUACCGCGAAGAAGACCCCGAAGGACUCGCCCGUUCAACCUGGAACUGAGAGAGCACCUCCUCGCUUCAGGAAGACGAAACCUCAUAAGAGUUAUAGCAUCCCAGUUACUACAACGAGCGGGCCCACCCUGAGGACGAGGUUCCGCUCGAAAGGGGUCGGCAAGACGAAGCUGAAGAACGCAACGGGCUCGCCCUGGAAGACUGGGGCCACGAGGUAUGAUACUACCGGUAGCGAGAGGCCGGAAGUUUCUACUGCUGGAUAUGAAGUGAAGCACCAGGAAAUGGGACCUGAAUUGAAGCACGUGGGAGUAGCCUCGGAAGUGAAGCACCUGGGAGUAGACUCUGAAGUGAAACACCUAGGAGUAAGACCUGAAGUGAAACACCUAGGAAUAAGAUCUGAAGUGAAGCAUGUAAGAGUAAGGCCUGAAGUAAAGCACCUAGGAGUAAGGCCCGAAGUGAAGCACCUAGGAGUAAGGCCUGAAGUGAAGCAACUGGGAGUAGACUCUGAAGUAAAGCACCUGGGGGUAGAGACGGAAGUGAAGCACCUGGGAGUAGAACCUGAAGUAAAGCCCCUAAGGGUACAGUCUGAAGUGAAGCACCUACGACCCGACUCCGAUACCGAGCACCGAGUAGAAGAGAAGACCCCCUGGACCCCGGGGAGGAGGUUCAGUCCUCUAGUCGUCUACUACCCGUCGACCCCGUCCUCGGUGGACCAAACCGUGGAGGCAACCCCGGCACCCUUGGAGACCGUCGUCACGGGGCGCCCCAACCACGCGUCCUACUACUUCUACGGGGACUCCAGCGACAACGGGCCCCUCUCCGAGGGUCCAGUCACCUUCUCGACGACGACAGAGGCCCCGGUCUUCGGAGUCCUGGAGCGACCAGCCGAGGAUCGUCCGAAACCGCAGCAAUCCUACGACGUGGAGACCUUGCCGUCGCGUCAGACCUCCAGAGACCGGGGCCUGGUGAACUCCAUCAACUUCGUGGAGGAGUCUCGGGCCCUGAACGAGCCCCAGGUCGUCCCCAGGACGGAGAGCAACCCUGCACACCUGUUCCUCCAUGUUGUGACCCCAGGGCCCUCCUCUCUGCGGAACCUCCUCUCUUCUAGCAAACCUCGAACAUACCUGGGGAGCACCAGGGAGGAGGGGUACAACCUGGCCCCGUCAACGGGCCCAAAACCGAUUUACCAGUUCAGCUAUGAAGCAGCUAACUACCCCCAGCAGAGUCGGAAGCCGAUACCGGAGCCUCAGUCGGAACCGGAACCAGUGUCCUACGAGUACCAAGAGAUCAGAGAUGAGGUCAACAGAUACGAGGAUUACGGGGUCGAGGAAGUGCCGAGGGAGCAGCCGCAGCAGAGGAGGCUGCCACAGAGCGGUCAGAUCCCCUCGGAGCUAACCUACCCGGAGGUGGAGGCCACCACCCCCAACCCGCGACAUGCUUUCUAUACCGAGCAGGACGAUCAACUCCUGGACGACGUCACCAGGGAGUACUUCACCAUCUUCGGGAAGAGGCUAGGCGGUGGUAAGGCCCCGACAGGCACGACCCCGCUGUAUCCCGAGGGAGUCAACGCGAUCACCGACCGGCCGCCUAUAAAAAGCAUGCACCUGCGACCUGGCCCAGGAAUAGGGCCCGGAAGAGGGCCCCAGGUCAAGGUGCACUACGGGGACCAGACGCAGCGCCCUUUCUCGCUCCACGGAGACACUCUGGUCAACUAUCGACACCCAUUACCGCCUAUUAACCCUGACAGUGAGCCGGUCCCAAUCGUCCAGGGACACGGUGGGCCCUCUUCAAGAAUCCGGGCCCAAGAGUUCGAGGAUCGGGCCCAACGGUUUGAAAAGCAGGGUCAUAGGAACCUGGGGCCUGAUUACGCGGUUCAGAGAGUGGUUCAAGAAGUACCUGUUGCACCUGUUGCGCCCACUGCGUCUUCGCUGGGACUUUUGGGGCCCUACAACCGCCGGGGCCAGCCGGACCGCGGGGUUGAUUUAUACCCACCCUCGCCCGUCGUGUCCCUCGAGGGCGACAUCGCCGUCAACUACCGGCGCCCCAGACCCCCCAUCGACCCGGACGCCGAGCUGAUUGGGCCCGUUCGCGACCGGGCCAGCUCCUACUUCGCGUACCGUCUCCCCGGAGACGGUGGACAUUUCUACUUCCUGACCCCGCACACGGUCGCUCAGAGGCAGGAAAGGGCCGGUUACCUAUACCCCAGGCCCAGGGGCCCGAGGCGGGCCCGAAGACUGCGGACCCCGGCUAGAGCUUGACCGGACAUGCCAUAUGCGAUUUCCGGGCCGCAGGGGUCCGUGAUAACCGGUAUCGAUCCCGUCAUCCCCUUGUCCAUUGACCCAGAGGUUACAAGAGAUUUCGAGUGGGCCCAAUCUAGGGCCUGACCUGGCAUGACAUUCACGACUUCCGGGUCGCAGAUAUUCGUGAUAUGCGGUAUCACAUCCCUCUUCCUCUCGUCAAUUGUCCCCUAGGUCGCAAGGAAUUUGGAAUGGGCCCAAUCUAGGGCCUGACCGGACCUAACACUCGUGACUUCUGGGUCACAGAUAUCUGCGAUACGUGAUAAAAUUGCCCUUCUUUCCCUUAUCCAUCAUCUCCACCCCGAGAAAUUUCGAUUGGGCCCAAUCCGGGGCCUGGCUAGACAUGACAUUCACGACUUCCGAGUCGCAGAUAUCAGUGAUAUGCGGUAUUAAUCCCCUCUUCCCGUUGCCAAUUCGUCCCGUAGGUCGCGAGGAAUUUCGAUAGGGCCCAAUCUAGGGCCUGACCGGACCUAACAUUCGCGACUUCUGGGUCACAGAUAUCCGCGAUACGCGAUAUAACUUUCCUUCUUUCCCUUAUCCAUCAUCUCCACCCCGAGGAAUCUCGAUAGGGCCCAAUCCGGGGCCCGGCUAGACAUGACAUUCGCGAUUCCCUGCUCGCAAGUAUUCGUGAUAUACCAUAUUAAUCCCCUCACCCCUUGCCAAUUCGUCUCCUAGAUCAUGAAAAAUUUCAAUCAGGCCCAAUCCGGGGCCUGGUUAGACAUGACAUUCGCGAUUCCCUGCUCGCAAGUAUUCGUGAUAUACCAUAUUAAUCCCCUCACCCCUUGCCAAUUCGUCCUCUAGAUCAUGAGGAAUCUCGAUAGGGCCCAAUCCGGGGCCUGGCUAGACAUGACAUUCGCGAUUCCCUGCUCGCAAUUAUUCGUGAUAUACCAUAUUAAUCCCUUCACCCCUUGCCAAUUCGUCCCCUAGAUCAUGAAAAAUUUCGAUAGGGCCCAUUCCGGGGCCUGAUUACACAUGACAUUCCCGAUUCCCUGCUCGCAAUUAUUCGUGAUAUACCAUAUUAAUCCCCUCACCCCUUGCCAAUUCGUCCCCUAGAUCAUGAAAAAUUUCAAUCAGGCCCAAUCUAGGGCCUGACCCAUCAUGCCAUACAAGACCUCGAUCCGCAGACAUCCGUGAUAUGCUAUCACUCCCCUCUUCCUCUCGCCGAUUACCCCCUAGAUCAUAAAGAAUUUCGAUCAGGCCCAAUCUAGGGCCUGACCGGACAUGCCAUACCCGACUUCCGGGUCGGAAAUAUCCGUGAUAUGGGAUAUCACUCCCCCUCCCUCUACCUAUCACCCCCUCCUAAAUUUCGAGCUAAUCAAUCGGAGAUUCCCAGAAACUCACGUCGUUCGUCCUACUAGAUAUUAAGCGAUUGUACAUAAUUUAAUUUAAUUAUUUAAUCGCACCCUGUCCUUAUUUCGAAUGUAUCACCCGGGAGAUAGAGACGGGCCCGAUGGGGCCCGAUGAUCAAGGGCAAGUUUCUGUACGCGUGUGUAUACCUAAUUGCUGUAUCAGCAGGAUGUACCCCCUAGUAUUUAUUCCGUGUAUAUAUAGCCAGCUAAGUUAGCGAGAUAAUAUUAUUGCGAGUUGCGCUAGAGUGCUUAAUUUAUGACGUUUAAUUUACUCGGCGAAGGCGUUAUCGGCUCUCGUUACACGCCCCCCCCCCCCAGGAUCGAAUAUGUUACAUUUGCAUACCUGUGCGUUGUACCGUCUGUGAUUAACGAUUGAUAAGUACGUGCAUACGCGAUCUAUAACGUCGCCCGAUCGAGCGAUUAAUAAACUCCAGUUAUCUAUU
Messenger RNA from Orussus abietinus, 8298 nucleotides. RefSeq lists its product as uncharacterized. The transcript is spliced from 2 exons. The record is from RefSeq and is a predicted model, not a curated record. Bases 3108 to 6467 code for a protein of 1119 amino acids. NCBI's taxonomy places the organism in Eukaryota, Metazoa, Arthropoda, Insecta, Hymenoptera, Orussidae.